This is a messenger RNA of Trichoderma atroviride IMI 206040, 180 nucleotides long. RefSeq lists its product as uncharacterized. The record is from RefSeq and is a predicted model, not a curated record. Lineage: Eukaryota; Fungi; Ascomycota; Sordariomycetes; Hypocreales; Hypocreaceae.
AUGCUCAUCAACCUUCCCCAGCGUGGCCAUGGCCUCCCACGAGAGAGUCUCUUUGCUGCGCUACAGGCAAGCUUGGACCUUCAGCAUCAAAGGGGGCACCCGGUGCCCAGAUACGCGCCCCUUAUUGCCCUGCCUACUCUAUUGCUGGUGCACACUUAUACGGACGACAAGGCCGAGUAA